This is a messenger RNA of Aspergillus campestris IBT 28561, 356 nucleotides long. RefSeq lists its product as uncharacterized. Bases 55 to 246 code for a protein of 63 amino acids. NCBI's taxonomy places the organism in Eukaryota, Fungi, Ascomycota, Eurotiomycetes, Eurotiales, Aspergillaceae. The record is from RefSeq and is a predicted model, not a curated record. The transcript has a single exon.
CUUAGCUUCAACUAUGAUGAGUGUUCUGCAGAAUAAUGAAUAGAUUAGUCAAAAAUGGCGGUGAUGAUGAUAACCGGAAACUAUGAAGAGGGAUGGAAAAGAUUAAAGACAGGUUUGUGGAAGAGACUCUGCAAGUCAAAUGUUGACCGAUUGCGGUCACUCCACAUAUUACAGACCCUAGAAGUGGUUUAUGGACACAGGGUCAUGGUUGGCCAUGUUUUUAUUUUUCCCAAGUGUAGAGCGUGAGACUCCUCCCACACAUGCUCCGAAGUCUACUUCUUUUCAUACUCCCAUAUGGACGAUUGUUCAUCUUCAUCUGUGCACUAGAAUGAGUUCCAUAAACUGGACCAACCCAG